AUGGUACAUGAUGUGCUGCCUCGAGAGCCCUGGCUCCUAGAAUGGCGCUCCUCAAAAUCAAUGAUCGGUCUGGCUGUUUUCAUGUCCACCUUUACGGAUGGAUUUUUGUAUGGAAUUGUUGUAGCUGUUCUCCCAUUCUCGCUAACUGCACGCUCUGGAGUUUCCGAGUCCGAUCUUCCCUUUUGGACAUCCCUGUCUUUGGCUGUCUUUGGUACUGCUCUGGUAGUUGGGGCCCCGCUAGCAGGGUGGCUUAUAAAAAGAUCGAAAGCCUGUCAGACACCUUUCAUAGUCGGGUUGGGCUGUGCUUUCGGCGCUACACUUUUGUUCAUGCUUGGCACAGCUCCGUGGAUAAUCGUUGUAGCACGAGUAUUUCAGGGAAUUUCUGCUGGCAUCAUCUACGCCGCGGGUCUAACGCUUCUGGUUGAAACUGCCGAUGAAACUGAUCUGGGACCGAUGAUCGGAUUUGGUCUAUCUGGAAUGAAUUUUGGGGUCAUGAUCUCACCAACUUUGGGAGGCAUUGUUUAUGAGAAGGCAGGCUUCUACCCUGUCUUCAUAAUGGGCAUGACAAUCGUCGCGGUUGACUUGGUUGGUGUUCUUCUAAUCAUUGACCGAAAGACUGCCGAAGGGUAUCAAAGCCAAUCAAUUCACGGAGAGCCUAAUACGUCGUCCUAUGAGUCGUUCCCGGAUAGGGCCUUGACCCAGCAACCCCGUCAGAUCAGUCCUGGGGAGACUGAUUCCUCCGUUACAACGUCGUUAUUGUCACCGCCUAAUAGUAUAUAUCUGUCACCGGAGGAAGAGGUAUCUUGGGCUACUAUUACUUUCGGUCUUUUGAGGAACCCUCGAAUUAUGGCGGCACUUUACGGGUGUGCUUUGCAGUCGAUGUUGGUGAGUUCCAUGGAUGCUGUUCUGCCGAUCAUGGUGAAGAGCACGUUUCAUUGGAAUUCCGCCGCCACGGGUGCUAUCUUCCUCAAUAUCACCAUUCCAUCUCUUGCCGCUCCAUUACUUGGUCUACUAGUGAACCAAAAAGGAACCCGAUUUACCGCUUUAUGCGGUCUUGGGCUUACUGCGCCGACGCUUGCGCUUCUGGCCUUGGUGCAACAGAAUAGCAUCGGUCACAAGGUCCUGAUCUGCAUUUUGCUUCUAAUAAUAGGAGUCGGUUUCAAUGCAUCGCUGACUGCAUUGACCACCGAGAUUCCCUUGGCGAUUGCCGAUCUCCAAGAAGCCCAACCAGAAAUUUAUCAAGGUAAAGAUGCUAUCGCACAAGGCUACAUGCUUUUUGACAUAAUGGUUGGAGCUGGUCAAAUGUUCGGACCUUUGAUUGCCGGGCUAGCCUUCAAAAACAUUGGGUGGGCAGGAUGCACCCUUAUACUUGGUAUCAUACACUUGAGCGGUAUAAUUCCUGUGGUGAGUGGCUCAUCCUACACUUUUUACUUG
Penicillium macrosclerotiorum is the source of this 1434-nucleotide messenger RNA. Its product is annotated as Major facilitator superfamily domain general substrate transporter. The record is from RefSeq and is a predicted model, not a curated record. Gene Ontology annotation, molecular function: transmembrane transporter activity. The transcript is spliced from 3 exons. Gene Ontology annotation, biological process: transmembrane transport. Lineage: Eukaryota; Fungi; Ascomycota; Eurotiomycetes; Eurotiales; Aspergillaceae. The annotation marks the transcript as partial.